Messenger RNA from Polyodon spathula (Mississippi paddlefish), 1985 nucleotides. Its product is annotated as S-arrestin-like. Gene Ontology annotation, cellular component: photoreceptor outer segment; photoreceptor inner segment. The record is from RefSeq and is a predicted model, not a curated record. Bases 192 to 1355 code for a protein of 387 amino acids. Lineage: Eukaryota; Metazoa; Chordata; Actinopteri; Acipenseriformes; Polyodontidae. Gene Ontology annotation, biological process: signal transduction; G protein-coupled receptor internalization. The transcript is spliced from 16 exons. Gene Ontology annotation, molecular function: G protein-coupled receptor binding.
UCAGCCAGGGUACAAAUUGUAGAGCUGGUGCUCGGGAACAGACACACUCACGCACCUACACACCUGUCUGCUGCAGAAAGAAGGCUCUCAGUUCAUAUCUCUUUGUAUCUGUGAGUUCGGCAGGCACAGUCAGAAACCAGUGCUUUCAGGUCGCACAGACCAGCACAGACACCAUCUGAAUACACAGAACAAUGAGCUCCCCAAAGCAUGUCAUCUUCAAGAAAAUCUCCCGCGACAAGUCGGUCGGGGUUUAUAUGGGGAAGAGAGACUUUGUGGAUCAUGUAGAUUAUGUGGACCCCGUGGAUGGCGUUGUCUUGGUGGACCCCGAGCUUGCAAAAGGAAAGAAAGUGUACAUCACGCUUUCCUGCACCUUCCGCUAUGGGCGUGACGACAUGGAUGUGCUGGGGAUUGCGUACCGGCGGGAUAUCUACGUGUCGACCCGGCAGGUGUACCCACCGCUGCAGGACAGGAACGCCCACACCAAGAUGCAGGAGCGCCUGCUACGGAAACUGGGGAACAACUCCUACCCCUUCUUCUUUGAGUUUCCGGAUAACCUGCCGUGUUCUGUGGGUCUUCAGCCAGGUCCUACAGACGUGGGGAAGUUCUGUGCAGUCGAGUUUGAGGUGAAGGCCUUCUGUGCAGAAAACCAAGAUGACAAAAUCCAGAAACGGAGCUCUGUGCGCUUGGUGAUCCGGAAGCUGCAGUACGCCCCAGAGCAAUCAGGACCCCCUCCCCAAGCCGAGACCACCCGGGAGUUUGUGUUGUCGGAAAAGCCGCUGCUCCUGGAGGCCAGUCUUGAAAAGGAGACUUUCUACCACGGAGAGCCCAUCAAUGUGCAUGUGAAUAUUACCAACAACUCCUCGAAGACUGUGAAAAGCAUCACAGUGACAGCUGAGCAGGUUGCCAACGUGGUGCUGUAUUCCAAUGAUAAAUACACCAAGCCUGUGGCUGAGGUAGAUAGUGAUGAUAAGGUGGCUGCCUCUGCCAGUCUCAAAAAGGCUUACACCCUUUUGCCACUGCUGGCUAACAACCGGGACAGUCAAGGCCUGGCUCUGGAUGGCAAGCUGAAGCAUGAAGAUACCAACCUGGCUUCUUCCAGCAUUGUGAAGGAAGGAGUCCUAAAGGAGGUUCUUGGGAUCCUGGUCUCCUACAGGGUUGUGGUCAAGCUCAUUGUUGGAGGGAUUUUGAGCGAUAUUGCUGCCAGUGAGGUCGGAGUAGAGCUGCCUUUCCGUCUGAUGCAUCCAAAACCAGAAGCUGUGAAAGAAAGUGAAUCAGAAGAGGACAUAGUCUUUCAGGAAUUUAAACGCUCUUAUUUGAAGGGGCUUUUAAGUGAGAAGGAAGAGGAAGAGGAUUGAAACAUCUACCCACCAGAGUGAAGGAAUGCUGGAUCACGUAGAAUAGCAGCGUGUGACACAUAACCUAGUCUCAUGUUAUGUUGUUACUGUAAACCAGUUACAAUCUUUUACUGUUAGACCACUAAGUAGGAUGCUAUGUUAAUUUAUGGACCUACAGUACAUUUGUGUUUAAAAUUGUCUGACUAGGAAUGACACACUGAGAUAUUUUCUGCAACAGCUUAACAGUAGCAGACCAAUAUUUUUCAAGAGCAUAAUAAGAAGGUAAGCUAUGGAAUCCAUUAUCCCAUUCAAGACUAAUGCACUAAAUGUCAAAUCUAUCUGAUUUAUUUUAAACAAAAGACUCUUGGUAAGCCUGGUUCGUAACUUCAUAAUAACAAUGUCUGGCCUGUUGCUGUUUACUGAUUAAGAUCCAUUGAGGUAAAUGUGGAAAGACUUAAAUCUAGGUAGGGAUUUGGAUGGUAAACCAUGCUUAUUUCCUGUAUUUCUUUAAACAUAUCUCUGUUCAGUUACACUUACCCUGAAUUGUAACUCCUCUUGCAACUUUAAUGAAGCUAUCGCCACUUUGAAACUUUGUGUUAUAGGAAUAACAGGCUAUAGACAGUAAUUGGAAAUAAACGUACUCUUACGACA